AGCGAACACUUCGAGCUAGCGGCGCCGCUGAUACGUGCCGCUCGCGUGUUUCCUGCGUGUCACUGGGAUUUUUGCAACAAUAAUGUGAACUGAGUGCCCUGGGCUGUCCGCAGAAGAGGAGAUUGUAGUGCGGAGUAGUCGCCGUGUGAACGUUGCAAAUUUUCGGUUGUUGUGCGUGCAUCGAUGUUGUCGCCUUGGCACGUUCUGCUUGAACACGGUGUAAGUGUGUCGAAAUCUCCGCGAAGGUCCUGCAAGGAGCCAUGAUUGAGAACCAGUGAUUGCACCUCCACUUGCAAAUCGCCGUACAUGAGAAUAUCAAAAUUUGGGAUUGGCCACCACGGAAAAGGGUGUCGGCAGCGGAGCGUGUCUUCCACUCACCGCAGUGUUAUAGAUGAACACGGCUCAAACUAGGGAUAUAUUUUGUUUUGUUCUUGGACAACGAGGAAACCGCUCCCAAGUGUCUGUUCUCUUCCUGUUCCUUUUGCGUGCGGCUUGCGUACUGACUUUGCCUUGAGGCUCUAGAUAGCAAGGAGGAUGAGCACGAGUACACAAGGAUAGGAACAAAUCAUUGGAUUUACCUAAUCUGGACCUCGCGAACAAAGACGACCGGGCCCAGCGGCAGCAGACGGACGGUCACCGCGCGAGUUCCGGAAGGCGUUGUUCUUCACUUCCGGUGCGGCGCGCGCAUCCGGACCGGCUGCGACGGCGGCAGCGAGCGGCAUCUGCACCGGCGCCUGCACAGCCGAUAGGCGAGGGCAGGACCCGAGCUCUUGCCACGUCGUCUGGAAGGGUUCGCCCGCUGAAAGCUCCAUCAACACCCUAUAGGCUCAAGAUGAAGAAGCCUGGUCCCAGUGGCUGGAGCCUCAGGAUCAUCCAGAACUUCGGACAGUGACUGCCAAAGCUCGUUGGCGGUCGCAGCACUGCAAUGUCUAGGCAGAUGAGCGACCGCAGAGGAAUCUAGCGACCGACAUCGGCCGCGAGAGCGAGCCUUCGCCAGCAUUGCAAGCCACAGCUGCUACCGCCGCCAUGUUCAUUAACCGGCGCUGCGGUGUCCUGCUGGGGGCGGUUGUAGCGGCGGUUGUCGUCUGCUCCUGUGAAGCAGCGCCGUCUGCCUCCAAGGGGGCCCUGAAAGACGCCAAGCCUGGUGCCUCCACGCAGAGCACGGCCCUCGUGGUCGUUCCCCUUGAAACGCUGCCGGGGCCGACUACCCACGACAACGCCACCGCGGCCAACGAAACCAUAGCGCACAACGCGACGACUGUGCCGCCUGCUGCCGCGAACCAAACUGUUCCCGUCAAGGUGCCAAACACUACGAUGCACGAAGGAGAUGCCGUGCUCCACUACGGCGGAGUCUCCGGCGGGGAAGUUGUGAAGAAACCACGCCCUCACACUUACUUCUUCACUUCUUGGAUAACAUGGCGGGAGGACAACUACCUGAUGAGCAUCCUCAUACCGAUCGGAUGCGGGGUGGCUGCAGCUGUGCUCAUCCUGUGCUCCUUGGCCUGUAUUGGGUGCUGCCGCCGACGGUGUCGAUCGCGCAGCCGCCGUAAGAUGCACCGCAAGAUCGACCCGAAAACUUUCCGGAAGAUGAAGGCUGCAGACCGAAUCAAGCUGCUAGCUGCAAGUUCGGACGAAGAAUUCUGACCCAAAACCUGAGGCUGCACUUGUUGGGGAAAUGUCUGAUUGCGGCCAAGCAAGGGUGUGCAAUGGAUUCUUCAAGAUGCCGCUUGACCUCUUCAGACUGGACUAUUAGUGGUGGCAUGCAUUGAACAUUGUGCUAUACUUGGCGGGGUCUAUAAUGGUGCAGUAACGCUAAGGCAUGGGCAUACUGAUGUCACUGUUUUGACGACUCUCCCCCCUUGAGUAGUUGCAUAUCUUUUUCACAUCUCGUCGAAAGGGAACAGUCUGAACAGUAUUCUAAAUUCAGCAUUCUGGCGUGUUGAAGUUGGUGAAUGGCUGGUCUGAAAUUGUCAGCUGGUUUUUGCCAACAAACCACUUUGAUUUUCUUGUGCUUCCGAAAGCCUGUAGCUGUCUUGCGUGCGAGUUUUCAGCUCAUAACAGUGCUCUGAGGUGGUUUCGUAGUAGCUCUCGUUUUCAAUACCAUUGCAGGAAUUCACUAAUCCUCUGUUAUCUCCCCAAACUCCGAGUUAAGAUUUAGGUUACAAAAUACUCUUAGUUCCGAAUAUGCUAAGAGGUAGUGGUUAGGUUUGUAUUGCUGAAGGGUGACUGACAGGUUAUUUGCCCGGUUUGUUACUAAAAUAAAAAAAAAUUCCUAGAAUAAAUAGCUAAUAUUUUUACUCGAGCUGACUUUUUAAUUUGGCACAUGAUAGUGCGAUAGAUUUGGCACCGAGCAUUUGCGUCAUACUGUAAUUUUGGGGAUUGUAAUUCAUUCUGAAAAUAACGCGUGCCUCAUGCAGUAAUUUCGCGGAUAUUAGACACCGCAGAUAUUUGAAACACUGUGUUAGAAAAAUAAUAAGGGGCGCCUAAAAUGUGCCAGAUGUGCUCGUGGGGCCUCGAAAGUACCGGUCUUCAAGCUGGAAAAAGCACGAAAAAAAAGCCCGAGGACUCUUCGCGUAAAUAUGGGGCUGAUUGGAGUGACAAACGCAAGGAUGAAGUAUCUCUUGAACAGUGCCUCUGACGUACAAGCUCUCACUCCUUAAUCGCCGCUUCAGAUGCACAUUAGGGGCAACUGCUUAGUACCAGUACACGGAAGCUAUGGCCCCCUAGAGAGCAUCUUCGCGUGCUGCGGCGGUAUAUUGUGCCGCCAUCCGCCGUGCACUGGCGAAUUAAGAACGUUGCCUCAAAGAUUUGCGCACACAGCAUCUUGUCUUAUGACUUACGUUUCUGGGACCAGACGUCACAGAGGAGGCUUCAAACACCGUGACAAAAAGAAGCACAAACACCCCAUAAACGUACUAGCGCAUGUAAAAUUUUGCAAUCAACUAUCUUGGAGUUGCAUAUGACGCAUAAGAGGCUUCAGACAACAGGCUUGAAGAACCGGCGCAAAAAUUGAAUAUAACAGGCUAUCUCAAGUACGAUCUUUACUUGAAAGUACUUUCGGUACAAAGUUCGGUUCAACUUUCUCAGCCACUGCUAAAAGUAGAAAGCUCGUAGCUUGGUUGCCUACAUGGACAAAAUGCCGGCUCCUCGCAACCAUAAAAGUCACAGCGUUACGUAUAUAACCGACCUGUGACCACCUAUCUCAAGCGCAGUAGCUAGAGUAACUAACCUAUGAAAAUUAAUUAGUCACGAACAACUUCCCCUAAUUCUUACAGCAUGUUCUUUCUUGUUCUUAUUAAGACAGUGCAAUUUACAUUGAUUGCGCUAUACGUUCCGUUUGUGUUGCCGAACACAAGCAGCCUAGCUAAUGAAUCGCACCAUUUCUGUGUGGCAGAGUAUUUACAAGUAAGAAGCGGGGGCAGCAAUCUAAAAGAACUGUACUCGGCAAGCGAGUGUAUCCGUGUAAGCACAGGCGGAUAAAAUCAUCGCCUAUCGAUUUCUUUCAUCACUCGCCACCCUGAGGCUAAUAAGACAGCAAUGUGUGGGGGCACUGCUGUUAAGGGGCUGCACAGCAGUUUCACAGCGCUUGUAAAUAGCUAACGUAGCCUUCUUGGACACCUUCAGAUGUAACGUAUUCACAGCCGUCUGAGGUCUAUCCCCAGGAAGAAUUUAUGUACAGGUUUGUGGUUAUUCGGUGCGUAGUUAUGUAUUUUUCUCAAGUUUUCAGGUUUUUGUUUCGUUUUUGCAUAAAGUGCAUGACGCACUGCGUGCUGCUUUCUAAAUGCCAGCGCACUGCUAUUACUACAGUGGCCUGACUAACAUAGUUUCAUGUUUUGUGCACACUUUCACAUCAACUUGGAAUGUCAGUUGGAAGCAUAAAUCAAUAUUUGUUGUACAUGUUGUUGAUUGCAUGCUGCAUAGUGGUGACUUAUAGCUUAAAAAGCAAUGGUGUACUUCCUCAUUUCGGUGGUGUCACUGUGCAUAUUGAGAACAUUUUUGUCGCUGUUGCUCUUCCAUUACGACCUUCCUUUUUCAUUUUUCAUCAUUUAAUAAUGUCUGCAGUUAUUUCUUCAAACUUCACUAAGUCAUCCUCUUGCGCGCAGAUUGUUUUUUUCAAUAAUGUUUUCUUGGUGCUUGUAGUUGUGUUGCUGCCUGUAGUGAGUGAAACUAUUUUCGUCAUUCUUUUUGCUUGAAUGAACAAUAUGCUUUAGCGCACGCCAGGGCUGCUUGGUAUAUUUUCUUUCCGAGUGAAAGAAUACCGACACUUCCCUACAGUGAUGUAAGAUAUUUCAAAAUUUGACUAGACACCUCUCCUAGGUUUAGAGGUGGCAAAUGCGGAUGAGAAUUUCUAGUCAUAAUCUUUUCCUGCACUCAGCAUACUGAGCAACUCCUUCACCUGACACUUUCGUCCCGCGUUUCACCACUGUAUUCCUUCUAGUUUCAGUGCUUGUAGAGAACAUUGAGUGAGUGCACGGGUGUACUUUUUGUAUGUAAAUAGUGUGGACUAAAAGGCCGAUCUGAAGGUGCUGGCUGAUGACAGUGUCCACAACUCUCUCGUGUACAUGCGCUCAUUGAAAAAGAAAAAAGAAUAAAGUGUGUGGAUAAUAAAGGCA
Dermacentor andersoni is the source of this 4613-nucleotide messenger RNA. RefSeq lists its product as uncharacterized. Lineage: Eukaryota; Metazoa; Arthropoda; Arachnida; Ixodida; Ixodidae. The record is from RefSeq and is a predicted model, not a curated record.